This is a messenger RNA of Pyrenophora tritici-repentis Pt-1C-BFP, 1812 nucleotides long. Its product is annotated as ProP, Permease major facilitator superfamily. NCBI's taxonomy places the organism in Eukaryota, Fungi, Ascomycota, Dothideomycetes, Pleosporales, Pleosporaceae. The record is from RefSeq and is a predicted model, not a curated record. Gene Ontology annotation, cellular component: plasma membrane. Gene Ontology annotation, molecular function: transmembrane transporter activity. Gene Ontology annotation, biological process: transmembrane transport.
AUGCAAACGAACGAUGGUUCCGUCAGCGCAAGCACACCAUUUCGCGAUGCCGAAGCUUCACAUCCAUCCACAGCAGGCGAUGGGAGGAUAACGGGUACCGAAAAGAGUCCCGAAACCACAUUAGAGGCCAAAGAAAACACACAAACGCAUGCAAUGGAGUCGAGAACCAGCAACGAUACAAAUUCACAGGACAAGGCGGCUACAAGAAAAGCAGACGGGGAAAAGACUGGCGCUGAUGUCGCUGAAAAGGAGCACGCCGAUGACGAAGUCGAAGACGAAUCAAAAUACCUUACCGGCUGGAAACUGGUUAUGCUAUCCAUAGGUCUCUGUCUUACGACUUUCGUCAUCGCUCUCGAUAACACAAUCAUCGCUACCGCCAUCCCCAAGAUCACCACCUACUUUAACAGUCUCGACGAUGUAGGCUGGUACGGCUCGUCAUACCUCCUGACAACAACGUCUCUUCAACCGUCUUUCGGCAGGGUAUACACAUACUUUGAUGUUAAAUACACAUACCUGAUUGCCCUUGUAAUCUUCGAGGUUGGUUCAGUCAUUUGCGCAGCGGCGACGAGCUCACCAAUGUUCAUCAUCGGGCGAGCGGUUGCCGGAGCUGGCGCAGCAGCACUAUACUCUGGCGGUAUGACCAUCAUUGGGUUCUCGGUACCCUUGCGAAAACGAGCUAUUUACAUUGCUGCAUUGUCGUCCAUGUUUGGCAUUGCGUCUGUCGUCGGACCCAUUCUCGGCGGUGCUUUCACGGACCGGCUUAGUUGGCGCUUUUGCUUUUGGAUCAACUUGCCCUUCGGUGCCGUCUCGCUCCUCGUUGUCUUCUUCUUCUUCAGCAACCCUAAGCGCCAGUACUCGCAUCUUCCUGUCAAGGAGCGUCUCAAGAACAUUGAUAUUGCCGGCGCUGUGUUUCUCAUCUGCGCUAUCGUAUGCCUGCUUUUGACACUGCAAUGGGGCGGCUUCACAUACGCGUGGAGUAACUCCAAGGUAUGGGGCACGCUACUAGGUUUCGGACUCCUUAUCAUCGUCUUCAUCAUCAUCCAGCUCCGCCAGGGUGAGCGGGCAACGAUUCCUGUACGAGUAUUUACUCAGCGCACAGUCCUUGUUAGCUGUCUCUACUCGACUCUGCUAUCAAUGGCCUUGUACACACACAUCUUCUACCUCCCCUUCUACUUUCAAGCCAUCAAGGGCACCACGGCCGAACAGUCCGGCAUCCGCACCAUUGCCUACCUUGUCAGCAUCACCUGCUCAUCCAUUGUAAUCGGCGGCCUUAUUACAGUCGUCGGCUGGUACGCGCCCUUUAUGUGGUUCGGCAGCGCUGUCUUCGCCAUCGGCGCUGGUAUGCUCUACACGCUCAAAGUCGGCUCCCCAUCCAGCCAAUGGAUUGGGUAUCAAAUUCUCUCGGGAAUCGGCGCGGGAGCCGGCGUGCAAAUCCCUUUUGUCGCCGUGCAAGUCGUGACCAACGAGAAAGACAUGCCGACUGCCAACGCCUGCGUCAUGUUUUUCAAUUCACUCGGCGGCGCCCUAUCCAUUUCUAUUGCACAGAACAUAUUCGUUAAUACGCUGGCCAAGGAGAUUCCAAAGUAUGCGCCCGGUCUUGAUGGGCGCAUUGUGGCGAAUGCGGGGGCGACGAAUCUGAGGAAAGUGGUGUCUGCAGCUCUUCUGCCGGGCGUGCUGAGGGGCUAUAACAAUGCGAUUGUUACGGCGUUUAUACUGGCGAUUGCGACGAGUUGUAUAGCGUUUUUUGUGAGUUUGGGCAUGGAGCAGAAGAGUGUCAAGGGGAAGAAGAUUGUGCCUGGUGGUGGGGCUUAG